Molecule: messenger RNA, 5899 nt
Organism: Argiope bruennichi
Lineage: Eukaryota; Metazoa; Arthropoda; Arachnida; Araneae; Araneidae
Exons: 8
Coding region: 258-4580 (1440 amino acids)
Biological process (GO): siRNA processing
Cellular component (GO): nuclear RNA-directed RNA polymerase complex
Molecular function (GO): RNA-directed RNA polymerase activity
Source: RefSeq, a predicted model, not a curated record
UCAUGUGUACGUCACAGUUUAACUUUUCUCCCCUUUUACAAACCAAAACUAUGAAAUUUGUUUUUGCUAAUUUGAUGUCAAUGACUUUUGUUUUCAGUUUAGAUUGAGAAUGAAAAUACAGAACUAAUAUUCUUCAAAAAUUAGUUUUUAGGUAGCGUUUUAAUGUUUGUUGUUUGCUGACGAAGAUGUAUGUAAAGUUUGUUUUGCAUGCAAAGAAGUACCAUUAUUACCCACUGUGACAGAAUUAGUAUCUCAAGAUGGCUUCUGUGUUGAAACUGGUCAUAGUUUUCAGGAAAUCUGUAAUAAACUUUAAUGAAGUCAAAGAAAAUGCCCAAGAGUUUUUUGAAGCGUAUCAUAAAAGAAAUAAAUUAAAUUGUAUAGUUGAUAUAUUGGCUGUUCGGAAUGUUGAUGUGGAUUUGGUAUAUCAAGCAGAAUUAUAUGAGAUGGAUAUAUUAUUAGAUUAUUCAAAUUGUCCUAAAAUUCAUCCAGGUGAUCAGUUUAAAAAAAUAGGUAAAGAAUGGUGUGAUAUUAGUAAAAACAAACUGUCUCAUUUAUGGCUUAGACUUGCGGAUCGUUCCGCUUUGCAAAACAAGGGAAAACAAUCUCAUCCUGAUGUUGAUAUCACUGAAACUGCAUUUGGCACUCUACCUAGUAUGCAGCAUUUUAUGCAGCACUAUUUUUAUGAAACUAAAUCAAAAGAUAAAGAACUAAUGUGUACAUUCUUGCACAAUCAGAGAUUCUUUGCUUUAUAUGCUUGUUUGAAUCAUAAUAUGAAAAUGAAUUAUAAUAGAAAAAAAUCUGAAUGCAAGUAUGCAGGACAAACAUUUAAAUUUAUUGUGUAUUAUAAAUCAAUUAGCAAAGCAAUUAUCAAUGAUAUACCUAAUAAAGAAAUUGUACAAAUUUUUUUCAUUCUGAAAAAUUUUCCAUUUGUUUACUGUGAAAAGAAAAAUAGAAAAGAUGAUAAAGAAGAAAUUAAAGGAGGCUCAAAAGCUGUAAGUUUAGCUUCAGAUCAAGAAUAUCAAGAAAGGAAAUGGGAAAGGUCUUUGUUUUUUGGUUGUAAAUGCAAUAAUUCAUUUUGCGAUAUAACUGAGAUUGGCACAUGUCCAGUGUUUAAGAUAGUUUUAGCUAGAAAACACCGUGCUUAUGGUAUAAUAGAAAGAUUAAUUCAAAGAUGUGCUGGAAAUACACAUUUCUUCUACAGCAAAGUGGAAACUGAGAUACCCAUGAGAAAGCUGGAUGAUUUUAAGACUUUUCCUUAUAACAGAAAAUUUGAUUCUAUAAUUGAUAGAAAUCUUGUUUCAGAUAAAGUUUUUGCUUGUCAGUUUGCAUGGGAAGUUCUUAAUAGUCUAUCAUUUGAGGUCCAGGACCAAAUCAUACUAAAAUAUCAUAAAGAUCCUGAAACAGAACACUGGAAAUUCAUUAGAGAAUAUUUAGUAAAAUGUAUGGAGAAUGUUGAUGCACUCGUUAGUGCACUAUACCACAUUAGUGAAUUUAUUGGCAGAAAUGAGGUAUUUACAUUUGAAGAGGCUCUAGUCAAAUGCUUUCGAUAUUUCCAAAAAAAUCCAUCUCGAUUUGAUCCACCAGAAGGAAUGUGUUUUGUUCGUCGUUUGAUUAUUACACCUUCGCGCCUGAUUUGCAUGCCUCCUUCAGAGCAUUUUGAUAACCGCAUCAUAAGAGAAUAUGGUCCUGAGCAUUUGUUGAGAGUUUCGAUUCAAGAUGAUAAUUUCUCAAAAUUAACAUUUGCAGUUCAAUAUCAUACUAGAAAGAAAGAUUUUAUGGACAGGGUAGCUCGGAACCUCUUAAAUAGGAGUAUUACAAUAGGACCGAGGCGCUAUGAAGUACUUGCAGCAUCUAGCAGUCAAUUAAGGGAGCAUGGAUUGUGGAUGUUUGCAGAGGAUCAUAAAGGAAAUACUGCUGAAAGCAUUCGAAAGUGGAUGGGAGAUUUCAGUCGUAUUAGAAAUGUAGCCAAAUACAUGGCAAGAAUGGGACAAUGCUUCUCUACUUCUGAGGAAGCUGUGCAGAUAGAACUGAUUGAUGAUGAAGUAAUUAAUUUAGAUGAUAUCAGGAAUGAAAAUUAUGUAUUUUCUGAUGGAAUAGGGAUGAUUUCCAAAGAAUUAGCAGAUGAGGUGCGAAAAGCACUGAACACAAGAUUACUUAAUCGGGUUGAUGAUAGUAGACCUCACUAUAAACCAUCUGCUUUCCAAAUUCGGUUCAAAGGAUGUAAAGGCAUGGUAGCAGAGGAUCUCCGUUUACAAGGUCGUAAACUAGCUAUUCGGCCUAGCAUGGAAAAGUUUCCUUGUGAUACUUCAAACUUGUUGGAGAUUGUUAAAAUAAGUGCUCCUCGUGGAUUAUUUUUGAAUCGUCCAUUGAUAACAAUACUGGAACAGCUGGGAGUAGAAGCAAAUGUUUUUCUCAAAUUGCAAAUAGAAAUGGUUUUGGACAUGACUGACUCUCUCAUCUAUGAGAAAAAAGCUUGGAAAAUGAUGUCCAAUCUCACAACUCUGGAUUAUCCUUACAAGAAACUUCUCAAAGCUGGAAUCUGUCUCACACAAGAGCCAUUCUUUCGUUCUCUACUUUUGUCUGUAUACAAAGUUGCCAUAGAUCAGCUUCGUAAAAAAGCUCGUAUUGCUGUUCCUUCACAGUUUGGACGAAAUAUGCUUGGUGUAUUAGAUGAAACAGGAACAUUAGAAUAUGGACAAGUAUUUGUACAGUACUCCGAAGAAUUGGGAAACAUACAUUCUUCUACAACUAUAUUGGAACGCACAGUUGUUGUCACAAAAAAUCCAUGCAUGCAUCCUGGGGAUGUGAGAAAAUUGGAAGCAGUUGAUGUCCCAGCUCUUCAUCAUAUCAAAGAUUGCAUAGUUUUUCCUGCCAAAGGGAAAAGACCUCACCCUGAUGAAAUGGCAGGAUCAGAUUUAGAUGGAGAUGAAUAUGUUGUGAUAUGGUAUGAUGAUUUGGUAUUUCCAGAAAAAAAUUAUCCUCCAAUGGAUUAUCCACCAAAUCCAGAAAUUAAGCAUUCAGGUUCAAUACAGGUACCUGAUAUGAUUGAUUUUCUUUGUAUGUAUAUCCAAAAUGACAAUAUUGGUGUGUUGGCUAAUGCCCAUUUAGCUUGGGCUGAUGUCCAUUAUCAAGGUAUCUUCUCAGAAGUCUGCAUGAACAUAGCCAAAAAGUAUCCAUUAGUCUUGGAUUUUGCUAAGUCUGGAUACACUUGUUAUUUGAAAUCUGGAGAGAAGCCGAAGUUGUAUCCAGAUUUUAUGGAAAAAGGGGCGGCCAACAAUAGCUACAAGUCGAAGAAAGCUUUGGGCUACCUCUAUAGAGUCGUCAGAAAUCUGGAAGCGUGUGUCAGCAAAGUGGAUGUUGCCAAUCUGGAACACAAAGUGGAUGAAACAUUGGUCUAUUCAGGAUGGGAACAUUACAAAGACUCUGCUGAGUACCAUAGACGUGAGUACACGAAAAGGAUAAAGAAUAUAUUAAAGAAAUAUGGCUUGCAAAGUGAAUCAGAGGUUCUUACUGGAUAUGUUGGUAAAAUGAAUGAUUACACCGUGAAUCGUUAUGAAAGAGAUAACGCCCUUUCUAUUGCCAGAACUUACAUUAUAGACGCUAUCAAACGAUUCAGAAUGGAAUUUUAUAAGGCUUUCGAUAUAGAAUUCCGUACAAAUAACAUAAAAGGAAGUGAAUUACAGAAAAUUAAAUAUCGGCGUGCUUCUGCUUGGUAUAUUGUUACUUACAGUGACAAGGAGUCGCCGGUGCUUAGUUUCCCAUGGAUCCUUCAUGAUCUGCUAUGUGAAAUAAGAGAAAAAAAUCUUAAAGCUCCUAUACCCGUGCCCAGAAGUUCUUUCAUUGAAUCUUCAGACGAAGAAUUGUUGCAGAUGCGCGAUGAAGAUCAUGUUGGAACAUGCUACUGUGUUGCGGUGUUGUACAAGCACGUUCAAGACUGGAUGGCAAAAUCGAGCCUGAACUUAACAAUAUCUUCUGGCGAUUCUUUCUGUCGCACUUGUUUCUACCGAAUUGUUACUAAUUUCAUGAAAACGUGUAAACCUCAGUGUUGCUACUUCAAGAAAAAAGCUUGCCAAUGUGAUGAUUCUUGUUCGCCAACGAAGCUAAUCCUAGAGUUUUUGAAGUUCUAUUCUGCAGAAAUAUGUCCAGAAGUAGGCCUUUGCUCUGGUUAUACACCAACAGGUAUAUGCAAUGGCUUUCGCGAAUUGAAUUUACAAUCAGUUGCUCUCAGAACUUAUGCAUCUUUGGCCAUAACAAAAGAUAUAAGGUGUUUGAGCAUAAAUGAAAAUGUGGCCUCAUCGUUGGAUGAUAAUCCUUUUGAAGAAGGCGAUCCGAUUAGAGUAUCUGUUUCCAGAGAUUUUGAGCUUCUGUUCACUGAGCAUAAUGAAGAAGUGAAAGCUCAACUGAAAGCUCUGUGUGGGGUAAAAGAUAUAUUUAUAUCAGCUGAUAAAGAUGGUCAAGGGAAUUGGUUCAUAUUGGUACAGUCCAUUGGAAAAGGAUGGCAAAGAUGGAAUUUAGAAGAGCUUAUUAUGGAUGAGGACAUAGUUCGAAUAUUAAAAUCGCAAAUAAAUAAUGAUUCGUAAUUUCACACUGGUGCUUAUUUUUUAUAUGAAUUUUAAAAUUGUUAUUUAAUGCAGUUCUGACGAAAAUGUAGUGACAUUUCAAAAUGUGCCUCUGGAUGUAAAGUUUUUAGUUUAUCUGGACAUUUAAAAGGAAAAGAAAACUCGUCAAUGUCACUAUCUGCAUAUGUAAUUGAAUGCUUGUCUGUGAUCAUUAUUAAAACUCUGAGGCCUUUUCCUUAUUUUUUAUACUUAUUAUUUACAAGCAGAAAUGAAAAGCCCGCAAUAACCAAAGUCAUAUGGGCAAUUUUAUUCUCAUUAUGUAUAAAUCAAUUUUAGCUUACUGUGAUGUUGAACUGUUGAUGACAAUGGAACAAAUAAUUUUCCAAGCUGUCUUAAUAUUUACAGUUUUUACUAUCGAAUUUUAUUGACCUGUUAUAAUGAAUGGAGACUAUAAUUGUUGGACUUUUACAUAAUGAUGUCUAGAAGUUUGUAGUAAAAAUGUGCCUCUUUGUUAUUUAUAUAUUUUUAAACAAGCAAAAGUAUGCUGGUGCCUUUUAUAAUGUGUAUUUUGUUGUUGUUAAUGUAUGUUUUGUUUGAAUUUUUAUAUGUGUAUUCUGUAGAUUUCAGUACAUGUCUUUAAAUAGAUGGGAAACAUUACAACAAAAUGCACUGAAAAUGGCUUAAAUGAUCUAAUAUAUUUUAUGAAAAAGAUUUAUCUCUUUUUAUGAUUUUUUUUAUUGAAAAAUAUGAGCAUAAUUAGUUAUAAUCAUAUGAAUAAUAAUAUUAGUCUUAUGUAUAAUAGGCAUUUUAGAAUUCAGAAAUGUUUUUUUUUGUUUAUUUCUGUUAAUUAAUUGUAAUAUGUGAUUUUUUUUUAUCUAUCUGUAUAAUCUAUUAAAUAUCUGAAAAUACAAAGAAUACCUGAUAAAUUUGUUAUAUUUUUUUCAAUCUAAAACGAUUUUUAUCAUUUUAUUUUAUUAUUCUAUACGAAAUUUAUUACUGCUUUGAGGUUCUAAUCCUUGUUUAUGCUAUAUUUAUUUCCGGAAAUAUAUAUAUUUUUUUCAGAUAAAAGUUUUGAAAAAUCAGAAUUUAUCCCCCCCCCCUGAAAACCUUUUGAUUGAUAAUCAUUUAAAUUAUGUAAUCUACUGAUUUAAAAAUUUCAUAAUUAAUUUCUUCUAAUUCAGUAACUUGGAUUUAAGAGUGAAGUAACAAUGAAAUUUGAUUUUCGGAAUUAAAUUUAUUGAAUUGUUUUUUCUGAAAGUUUUGAUUUAUUGCAUCCCAGUGCAAAGUUUGUCUUUGUUUGCAAAUUGUUUGUGUGUAAUAAGUGCCUUGUUAUUGAGAGA